AUGUGUAUCAUUCUCACAGGAGACGAGGAAUUCGAGUGGUCAAAGGAAUCGUUCUUUCAAGAUCUAGAUCUGUUCAUCCAAGAGAUGGACAAGACUGGUGACAUUGUCAUGAAACAAAGGGAAAGCUUUAUUCUGCAAGUCAUUCUUCCGCAUCUUGAAAAAUCCUGGGAUAAAAGUGUUUCCAGUAAAGGAGAAGUUUACAAGAAUCUGGCAAAGAUUAGCCGCAGCGCAAACAGCGGGAUUGUCGUUAGAAACUGCCUAGAUCUCCUCCUUCACCUGAUCUGCAGAGACAAUUUUGAUAGGGGCGCAGAAAGCUUGUUGAUUGUAGAAAAAGUAAUGAGGUUUUCGAUUUUCUCACAAAACGGGAUGUUUAAAAACGACGAACAUGGGGAACAAAACCUCAAACUUUUCGUGUAUAGCCGUAUUUUGUCCUUGCUUUUGUUGCACCAAGAAAGGGCAGUUACCUUGCCAAUCGAUGAUCUGAAAAACGUUCAAGAGGUUAUAAAGCAACGGCGCAAAGAGGUUAAAAAGAAGGAUAAAUUUCGCUACUCAUUGGAAAUAAUUAUUGAUACAAUUUCGUAUCUCUUAAAACAACACGACAAUACAAUAACAGGUACAAUAGUAAGGGGCUUUGAAGAAUGCCAACAAUUCUGUAAAAGUUCAAACAUGGAAGCAAGGAAUUUGCAGAUCCUUCAAACACUUGGACGUGGCGUGGACCUGCACUACAUCUUAAUUCAUCUCUAUGGAAAGGUUUGUGAGUUAUUUUAUAUAAAGUAAGUCGAGAAAAAACUUAAACUUCAAUAAAACCUGAAUAGAGUAACUUCACUCUUUCUUGCAAGAUGCAAGAAACUAGAAGUGCUUUCGGCUACGUUUCUAGUAUGUUAGUUUUGAAAACGUACGUUUAGUCAAGCUUUCCAAGCUUUCUGCGUGCACUGAUCCAUUAUUCUAUAUUUGCAAGCCCAGCGUCAAUUAGACCACAAAAAAAUGGCCCUUACAUAGUACGGUCUAUUUCUUUUAGGUGCACAGCGAGCGUCCUGUCCCACAAUUGGAGACCGAAAGACUAGCUAUGAAGCUCAUAAGAUUGAUUGUUGAAGCUUACUUUAACAGAGAUGGUGGAGCCCAAGAGCGGUGGAAGUUUUGCUUGCUAGCGUCGUCAAUCCUUGCAGAUAUCACCCAAAACAACGUUACGAAAGGUAAACUCUUGACAUUAAAGUUGUUUACUGCAGAUGAAUAUUUAUGAAGGAAUUUUGUGUGCGAAUCUCGUCAUACGAAUUUCCAAACAAUAUUUGUUUGACAUUUUAUCAAGUUACUGUGAAUGUUAUCAUCUCAGCCAAUAUAUCAGGAUUCAAUUGAACGGUUACAGAAACUGCUCACUUGUCCGGUUUUAAAUAAACUUUUUCUUAAUCACGAUGUCUCGAGUUAAGAACGGGGGGCGGGGGGGAGGAAUAGGCACGAAUCAACGAGGAAAUGUACUGACUAGUAUCAAUCCUUCUUUGCGAGCAACGAUACUAGAAUGUAAGAAGCUCAAUAAUUUUUGUUUUUGUCGUUGUUUUGUUAUUUUAUGUUUGGGAAGAAUUAAGAACAGAAGCUGGUGGCUGUCUAGCAAACAUCCUUAGGAAUGAAAAAGUGCAGAAAAGACCUGAAUGCAGAUUGUUAGUGGAGCAGAUGUGUUCAGAGGUCCUUUUCUGCCCUGACAACGAAACUAGAACGUUUCUGCUUCACUUUUCCAACAAGAACAAAAAUUUAGAGGACUCUCUUCCGGCAGACCAGCAGACCAAACAGUUAUGCUUGGCUUAUAGAACGCAGAGGUUGGAGAUAAACGCAACUACUAUCAGCAAAAAAACGGAUUCUUUUGUCAACCAUGGCGAGUUCCAGGGAAAAAAGGUACGGACUUAAGAUAAUGCCUAGUACAUACUACGAAGUAGUCACCUUCAUCAUCUUCAUUUGCAAAUCAAUUCAUGUUGACGAAUAAAAGAUCCACCUGGUCCGGACAAAUAGGUCGAUGUGCCAGUCAUUACUUACACCGUAAUUUUUAGGGAGUUAUUAUAACUCCAAAAAUGGAGUAAAAAUUUUAGGUACAGGAUAACCCCUUUUUUGGGGUUAUUUUAACUCCUAAUUUAACUCCGAAUUUGGGGUCAUUUUUACUCCUGAAAAAGAGUUCUUUUUACUCCCACUCUGGAGUUAAAAUUACUCCGAAAUGGGGUUAUUUGUACUCCUUACAUGGGUUGUUUUUACUCUUUUUGGAGUUAAUUUAACUCUGAAAGUGGAGUAAAAAUUUUAGGUACAGGAUAACUCCGUUUUUGGGGUUAUUUUAACUCCUCAAUAUCUGGGGUCACUUUUACUCCUGAAAAAGAGUUCUUUAAACUCCUUUUUGGAGUUAAAGUAACUCCACGAAAAAUAACUCCACUGUAAGGAGUUAAAUUAGCCCCACUAGAGGAGUUAUUAUAACUCCCUGAAAAUUACAGUGUAUCUGUGUAUAUUGUAUAUAGAAAAUCUAUUGGGAUAUUGCAAGACAAGCUAAAAAAGACGUGUAACUCAUCAUGAAAUAAACAUGUGUCGCAAAACUUUAAGAUCGUUGGAAAAAGUAAAACUUGCGUGCUACAUUGUGCAAGGCUUUCCGUGUGACACGUUGUUGGGAGGCAUUCUUACUUCAUGGUGUGCAGCUGCCAUGGCGAAAAAUCUGCGAGAGAACGCCGAUUUGCCGAACGAAGCAAUGCUUAAUGUACCCGAAUAAACGCUUAUGGUUAAUCUCAGCCGUUCAAGUUUAAAGUACCCGGACUGGUCCAUAGGGAUUUUGCAAUUUUUUAAGUAUAUUAUAUUUUGCUGUAGGUAGCCAUCAAAGUCCUGAAUGUAAAAAAGAAGCAUCUUUUGGAAGAUAAUCCUGAAUUUAAGGCCAGAGAGCGACUUAUCCAAGAAGCCUACAACAUGAGGCGACUAAAUGCAUCUAAGCACUCAAACUUCCCUGUUCUACUUGCCUACGACACUCAAAGUUUGCCCUACCAUGUAAUCACCGAAUUUGAAAGAUUUGGAAACCUGUUGAAGUUUGUUCAAAACUCUAGGGAAGACCACCGAUUAACGCUUCGAUCAAACCAGCUUCUUUUGAUGCUGAAGGACAUAACGGAUGCCUUAUUACACUUGGAAAAAUUGGGAUUGGUACAUCGCGCCAUCAUGGCUGAAAAUGUUCUCGUUGGGGACAACUAUGUCUGCAAAUUAAGUGGUCUGCAUGCCAUGGAAGAGCUUACUGGCUUAGGUAAACUUAACGAACUUUGAAAAUUAACUGUUUUGUCCAACGAGUAACUAAUUGUUUAGACAGAAAAUACUCGCAUACUCGGUUAUAUUUAUAACUUGAAAAAACUUUAUAACGAGCAGGACUCUUCUAAAGUGAUUUUUGCUGCCAAACCUUAUUCCUGUUCCAUCAACAGUGACCAAACUUUUAUCUGUUAACUCUUCAUAGAUACUUUUGACGGUUAUUGCUCGGCUGAUCUUCCGGACUUUGUAAACUUAUCCAACGACGACGAUCUCCCAAUUAGGUGGAAAGCACCUGAAUGCUUAACUGAUGGUCGCUACUCCACCGCCUCUGAUGUUUGGGCCUUCGGAGUGCUUACGUACGAGGUGCUAACAUUUGGGUGCACCCCAUUCAGAAACUUAUCAACAGAUGAGGACGUUCGUAAUCGCGUGAGUCUGUUACAUAUAGACUUAAAAUUUCUAUAUCUCUUAAUUGCUCAUGUUGGCGGGAAAAAAACUGGCCAAAUGAAAUCGUCGAAGUAUUGUCAAGAGAUAGUAACUGCUCAUAUUUGAUGCCCGAAUUUUGCCUUAAGUUACACUGAUUUCAUUACUCUGGGGAGACUCUCAAGUUAGUUCCAGGCGUCUUGAAUUUAAGGAGAUCGCCGCCUUACAUCUACUCAAUUUGUACGAUCAUCUGACUAUUUAGUGUAACGAACAUUUUUUUUCAAAAGUAAGACUGUAGUAGAUGCGACCAGCUAUGAAUGGACGCAUUAACGGGAUGGCAGUGUACCUUGUUUUGGAAAGGGAUACGAAACAAUAGAAACGUUCACGUGAUGUGUUGCUUUAAGGGAGUAAUCUUCAGUUGUUUUUCUUAUAAGGUUGUUGAGUUUCAAGAAAUCGUGCAAAAAGAAGAGUGUUUCCAAGAUAAAGAAUUUGAGCUGAUAAAAAAGUGUUGUGAAUGGCAGAUGAUCAAGCGUCUCAAUUUAUCUGACGUGAGAGAAAGGCUCGAGGAAAUGAACCAUCUUUAUACUGGUACAAUACGUGCUCUGUUCUGUUUUUAUAUAAUAUAUAUGUAUAUAUAUUUAUAUUUGUAUUUGCUUUUUGUUUUUUGUUUCAGGAGCCUAUAUUCAUUUGUGUUUGUUUCUGCUCUUCUUUCAAUGCUAUUAGUCUGAUUUAAACCACCCAGAAAUAAAGGAAUAUCUCGCUAUGUUGGUUUAUUCGGCCCAAGCUGUCAGUAACGAAGCUUCAUAUUUUGUUAAAUGUUUUAGGGCGAAGAUAAAUUGAAAAACUUUCAGGACGCAUCUUAAUCUUAAUUAUUAUGAUGUUAUUAGUAGUAGUAGCAGUAGCAAUAGCAGUAGCAGUAGCAGUAGGAGUAGCAGUAGGAGGAGUAGGAGGAGUAGUAGCAGUAGCAGUGGCAGUAGCAGCAGCAGCAGCAGUAGUAGUAGUAGUAGUAUUGCUCCCUGGUCUAAAUCUCCUACACUUUCCUUGCUGACCCCAAAAGGGCACUUAUUAUUAUUAUUAUUAUUAUUAUUAUUAUUAUUAUUACUAUUAUUAUUAUUAUUAUUAUUAUUAUUAUUAUUAUUAGUCAUGGGAUGAACAGAGAGAGUUAAAAAAGUCAAAAGAGUCAAAAACACCUUUCUCACACAGGCGUUUCUAUUGUCGAAUUAACCCUUUGCCACUAAUAUGCUGUCUCUUAGGAAAUAGUGAGCCAAGGUCAGAUCUACCGCCCCUAGGAAUACAGCAAAUUGUGCGUGAAAGCUCCGUGAGUAAUUUACUUCCUUAUCCAUCCUUUACGUGAUUUAAAAGGGCAUCUGUUUUUUUUCCUGUGUUCUUUUCAGUUAGGCUCCAAGUUAAUUAGUGUAACUGUUAUUGUGUCAUACCCUUGACAAAGAUAGUCUUGGUUGAUUGAUUGACUUAGUGAGCACUAUAUAUGUGACUGACUAACAUUUCCAUUAAUCUUUAUUUUCCCCUCAUUAUCUCUACUGGAAAAGGAUUCUGACUACGAGGAAAUAUACGAUUCCAUAACCGGUAAGCUUCCGAUUGAUGGUACUUGUCUUACACGAAUUAAUCAUGUUUGAGCUAACGCUUUUUCCUUAAUCAAGAUAGAAACUCGGCUUUUCUGCACUUGCAAUGUUAAACGUGAAAGUCAGGCAGGGUUUUUAUGUAUGAUGCGUUCUUCCACUAGCUAUUUUCUCACGUUAUUUCUCGCCAAAAACUCGAUUGCUACUUGGCGAAGUGAGGUUGUAAUCAGUGGUUAUUGGUCUUAUUGGCAUUCAAUACGCGCACCUAGCCUUGCCUCUAGUGCAUUAGCCAUUACUAUCGCAGACAAGCUUACCAAGAUUAAAAGUAUCUGAUUUAGAAACACGAAGUGUAUUUACAGCAAACAUGUAACUGCUUUUAUUAUUUUUGUUUUCUUUGAAUGAAUUUCAUUAUCUCGGUCAAACGUUUGAAAAGCUAAAGCUGCAUGAUCAUCUAAAAAAAUGAAAACGAUUACAGCGUUAGGAAUUGUUCUGCGCGCGCCUUAUAGCUCUCCCGUUGUACUCAAUACUGUAUAAAAUUGUGCUCUUACUUCUUUUCAGAAGUCUCCGAGGAUUCCACAGAUUACGAUUCCUUGUCAUUUGAUAAAUAUGAUGGUGGGUUUCAAAGAGUCAAUUUCCGAUAAAUAAGAUCUGAAAAACGCAUUGGUCUUUAACACUCCACUAAUGGAAAAUUCAGUGGAUAGAGAAAGUCAUUGAUUGAUCUCCUUGUAAAAUCCCCAUGGUUUCUUCUCUCUUUCGGGCUCGUUUUCUUUUUUCUCUUCCUCGAUCUGUUUACUGUUUUAUAGAUACGAUUAUCUCUACUGGACAGAGUCACUUCUUAACGGUCCGGCAUUAUCCUCUUCAUUUUGCUAUCCUAUUUGCUGACAACGAAUCUGUUUUCUUUUUUUUUCGUUUAGAUACGUGUGACACUUUUGCAGCUGAUCCAGUAAAGGAAUAUAUUCAGGUAUAAAAUAUUGAAAUAAUUAGUAUUUUUACGAGUUGACGAGAAAACGAGUAAAAAUACCUAACGUUUUUACAUCUCUCAGAAAGGAAACGGAUUUUGAUUGGUCAGUUUAGGGAUCGAUUUGUAUUUGAUCAUAUUUCACUGUACGGAACGGUUAAUUCAAAAGUUUGUUUUGGCCCCAAACAGUGGCAGAAAAAUACUGCAAAGUUACUUGUUUAUGUAGUUCUGGACUAUGUUUUAAAACGAGUGUUUUUGAAGCUACUUUACAGUGUAAGCCAUGAUUUUGAGGUCGCUCCUGUUUAGCGCUCGAUAUUGAUAUAUGAUAUGAUAUGACGCGUAUGGAUCAUCAACUGCCGAUUCCCUUGUAGACUACGAGUAGUCCCCCAUUUUUCCUCAGGGAUAGUAGAGUGAGCGAAACGCGAGCGGGCGUAAAAAUCACCCCACGCGAGAAAAGGCGACACGCGGCGAGGAGAGAGAAAAAUGAGGGACUACAGACAAAGCCCAAGCUUUUGACCCUUUACGGCCGACUGAUUUUGGAGUGUGAAGUUCGUAUCCCCUUCCUAAUCAAUUAAGCGAAUCCAAUGGGAUUCCUUCCCUCAUUGAGCUGUCAUUGCUCUUGUCAUCGUUAAACUACGGGGGAUAUUUAUUGCAAGUAAAAGAAAACCCAGAUACUAAUUUUCUUCGUGAAGAACUUGAUAGUGUAGGCAACACACGACUUUUACUCAUGCUAAAAUGCUGCUUGUUCCAAUUUAUUUUUGUUUCCCAGACGGUUCAUGCUCUGAAGGAAAACGUUUUGACUGAGCAAAUGUUAUUUUUGCCGCUUAUUUCAUACUGAAAGGUCGUGACACGCAUAUUAAUUUUCUGCGGUUAUUGUUUAUGGUCUGCAUGAUUUGCCCUCUGAUGCAAGAGCAUUUUCUUUGACCUCUUUUGAAAAGUAAAGCUCUUCAAUGCGGCUAAAUAAGGGUUUUGGGUUGUUUAAUUUCUUCGGCGAUUGCCUCCUGGUUCUCAAUAAUUUUAAGCGAUUUUCUUUUUGGCCGUGAAUGUGACGGUUUCCUGCAAUGUUUUGUCACGCUGGGCCCAGCUCGUUCGCGUUUUUAGUAGGACGGAUAGUGAUAUCCAAAUCUCGAAGAAUGGAUUGCAACUUAAACUAAAACUACAUCAACUAUGGAGAACUGCGAUGUGACUCAGUCAUGACUACUCGUGAAUUUUAACUACCGGUUGUAUUUCUGGAGAUAAUGUGAGUCUUUGGACUGGAGUGCGUAGUUCUUCCCUUGGUGAUAACUUUUGAAAAAGCUUACAUUUGUAACAGCCUUGCGACUGUUCUGUUAUUCCCACUUUGUGAUCAAGCAAAACCAUUGUUUCGGUUCUCCACGAGAACCUCAUCAGUUGCCGGGUUGGCUUUCUUCUUAGUUGCUGCUACAAGAGCAACUCUAGUUAUUUGUUCUGUGCUGUUAUUUGUUCUGCUCUAGUUAUUUGUUCUGCAAAUUGUGAUUACGUAUGUCAAGCGUUGAUAGCGGCUGGCGCGUUUUUGACAGAUGUUGACAGAUUUCCAUGGAAGAGCAAAUCAGAGUUUUUCGUUGUGAGAGCAACGCAUUAGUUCAAAAGCUUGGGCUUUGUCUGUAGUCCCUCAUUUUUCUCUCUCCACGCCGCGUGUCGCCUUUUCUCGCGUGGGUGAUUUUCACGCGCGCCCGCGUUUCGCUCGCUCUACUAUCCCUGAGGAAAAAUGGGGACUACUCGUAGUCUAAUUCCCUUGAUUUCCUUUCAGUUUCUGAAACCCAGAGGUAUAAUUAAUAUCUUAUUGAGCUCGUUUUGAACCUCGACCAUUACUUUUCGCUCGGAAUUUCAGGGAAGCGCACGAGCUACAGAUCAUUAUAGAUCUUACAGUAGGUAACUCGAACUCGGUUGGUGAGAGGUAUCUAUUGUAUUAAAUUGUAAGCACUAACAACCCCUACACAACCAACAGUCCCUCUUUUACACAAUCUAAACGAAUUCAUGUGUACAGGGUUGCAAUAGACUGGUGCCUGAACACGUCGAGCAUGUGGAAAAGCUUAGGAGUCUCAAACACGUCAAUCUUGCACCAGUGUUGAAAGUUAUGCGCCAUGACUCACUGGAGUGCCCCAGUUGUAACCUUAAGGAGUACGCUCUCGACAGACGAUGUAAUCUGGAGGACAUGGUCAUGUUCCUGUCCCAGGUGGCGUCUGCUCUUCAUUAUCUUCAUGCUAACCACAUUCUACAUGGAGAUCUACGAGCUGAACACGUGAACGUAAAAGCACCAAACAAGGUACUUGCAACCGGUCAUAAAUUAGCAGUGCUUGCCAUCUUUUUUUUCCUGAAAAGAGGGGCACAAACACACCAGAUCGAGUUAAUGAUGACCAAUGAGUCGACUCUGUGUGGCUAGUUCAAUAACGUUUAAUUAGGUCAUGCGUUAUUUUAGUCUCGCAAUCAUCUAUGUCGCCUUUUUGGCUUUGAUGCAUUUAAUUUGAGGAUGUGAAUUGCUAACAAACAUUGUAGUUCAGACCUUGUCUUGUUUGAAUGUUGCCCAAUUUGUGGGUCUGGUUUUUAAAUUUUAAAAUGUUUGUUAUGUCCUGUAGCUCCGACGUCCCUUUGUUCAUUAACAGGAAUGGCAAAUUACAGUUUCAAUUGGCAUUUGUUAACUCCCAGCACCAGUCUGCUGUAGCUUAGAGGUAGAGCAUCUAGACUAGUUCGUCUCCUUUGGUAAAUCUUACUGAAAAAAAAAAUCAAGAUCAUGAUGUUUUAAUGUGCAAUACAUAUUUGAUGGCGUUCACAUCAUCGUCUUGAUUUUAGGUACAAGUUGGACAUCUUGAUCGAUCCAAGUAUCUUUCUAUGAAUGCUUAUGAAGCUACCAGCACAACGUGCGUAGUUGAGGCUACCCCGCCACCUGAUUCCAUUCGGUGGUAAGCAACCAUGACUUUAUGAUCAGGGAGCCAAAAUGAGCUAGUGUUUCUUGUCAAACGAAUGAAAGGGUGUUUUAUUCAAAACUGAGUUUUCCGACUGCGCGACUUGGAGGUUGGUUGAUAUCGAAUGAUUUAUCUUUUUUUUUUUUCAACUUCUUUAGAAAUUCAUAAUUCUUGUAAGGAGUCUAUUAAAUAUGUUCUUGCCGCUCAAUUUUAUUCCUGGCUCAAAUUCAGUAUUUUCCUCGUAUUAGGAAUAACAAAAGGACCAUUUGAAAUGAAAUUUCAGUCAAAGAUAAAGUUGAAUUACCACAAAUGCAAGAUAUAGUGCCUGCGUACGUAUCCAUAUGUAUGUCAUCGGGGUAUGUCAUUGCUUUACAAUCUUUGUAAAAGCUUAAAAAUGCAUUUUUCUAUAGGAGUGCACCAGAGGUGAUUUCAGAUGGACGCUUCACCCAUGCAAGUGAUGUAUGGGCAUUUGGCAUAUUGGCCUGGGAACUUUACGAAUCCUUCAGAACUGGUCAGGAAAACAGAGAGCUUUCGGUUCCUUACCACAGUCUUGACAAUAAUGAGGUAAAAGUUAACGUUCAUGUAUUUCUUUCAUCCUUUCUAUAUAUGGACUUGACAAGUUUAAAGCAAACUACUCGUUCCUCCACGGGCCUUUCUAAUUUUUGUAAAAUCUGUGGUGGCGUGGGAGAAGUAGAACGCGCUACUGGUAAAGAGACGAGCAAAGUUUCGUAUUGUUCCUUUCUCGUUUAUUGCAAGUUGAUUCAAUAGUUUUGUUUGCGUACUGCGAAUCAAACUGCGCAGUUUGUUUGCAUACGGAGAAAGGUCUUAACCAUCACUUAGUCUGACAAAGUCUGUAAAGAUGAAGUAUUGAGGCAUGUCGGUGAGGAGAGAGCCAUCAUAUCUGAUAUCAACAGAAGACAGAGAGUCUGGCUUGGUCAUACCCACCACAUGGUGAUCUUGUCCCAUCAACUAUUUAGGGAAGAAUAGUAGGAAAGAGACUACCUGGAAGACCUCGAGCGGGAAUGCUAGACAGAGUAAAGAAUGGCAGCCCUUACGUAGCAGUUAAGAGGCUCGCCUUAGAUCGAGAACUAUAAGAAAGGACCUGUCUGUGGGCAGAAUACACACACACACACACAACAGACACACACACAAACACUACGAAUAAGAGACAGCGGCUUGCUGCAUUCUUUCCUAAAGAUAUAUGUUGUAUUCUUAGUUUAACUUAGUGUUGCUACUAACUUACUAUCAUUAUAGAAAACGUACUGGAAUUCUUUCAAAGCUUUAACACUGGUAAUAGUCCUAAGGCUUCCAGUGUUAUUAAGUGGUUCCAUGACUGAGAUACAAAGAGAAAACUUUCAAACAAACUUUUAUAUAUACAAACUUUUUUGAAUACCUUGAGAUUCAACGUUUUAAGACAAACUCCUUUUUAUGUUACUACGUUUGAUGCGUGAGACUGUUUAAUAGUAACCGUUUCUAAUUGUUCUAUAACAUCAGAUUCUCAAUCAUAUGACAGACGAAGGACCAAUGGAGCAACCAGAAUUCUGCCCGGACUGGGUGUACAUUUUGAUGCAUCAGUGUUGGGCGUUCGAGUCCGUACAGAGGCCACCUUUCCUCGCCAUCUUUGAUUGCCUUACGAGCAGGUACCUGAAAAAUUACACUUUAUUCACGCAAAAGCUGUUAUUAGUGACUGAGCAAGUUAAAGAAGGGGAUGUUCUUCUCAUUAAGCUAUUGUACGCCCCAGGCUAAGCUCCAUGCAGAUUAGCCAAUUAUCUAGACCUUGCAUUCAAACGUUUUACGGACUGAAACAGUCGGAAUUUUGACACUAAAAGUUUUUUUUUGACUAGAUCUGCACAUGUAAUUGUUUUAUCAGCUUAGUUCAUACCAAGGUUAUUUGCCUUUAAGAAACCAAGUUUUUACUAACUGGCAUUUAGAGCGCCUGUCCUUCAUCAAAGCAAAUCGUACAGUAAAGCUAUAAAUCCGAAGCAUAAUUUGAAAGGCAAAAGAAACAUACAUGGCAACCUCGUUUCCAAGGUUCUCUCCUACCCGCCCUAUAAGGCCCUAUAGGGCGGGUAGGUGAGAACCCUGGGAACGAGGUUGCAUACAUGGCUUUUUCAUUAUUUAAAGGGAACCAAUGAAGUCCUGGAUGAUGAAAUGUUGGUUAAAAACGCACAGCGAAAGUGACUGGCCAGACUUAAACGUUUGUCAGACGGAAGAUUCCUCCCAUGUGUUGCCUGAAAAGUUCCACCCAUCCCCAAAGAACAUCGAAACGAUGUGUUCAGACGAAUAUUUCGGCAAGCACACUUACAAAUACGACAAAAAAGUUAACGAAUACUUUGGGGAGGGUGAGAGCUUAUACACAUAUGCAAGGUGUGACGUUGCAGCUAACUCUUCGGAAGAUACAUCGGGUUAUUUAUGUCCCAAAGAAUCGUGUGUUGAUGCUUUUAAGAGCAAGAAGCGUCCAGACGAGAGCAGAGAAGCGUUUCAUUUUUCAAAAACAAAGCGUGUCACAGUAUCCUCUAAAUUAAGGAAAGCAGAAGACGACAUCCCUGAGGACAGAAAAUACGAAAACGUGCAACAAAACGGCAAGGCAAUACCUCAUUACGCCCCAGCUGAAGAAAACCGGGACUAUCAAAAUAUGCCACUCAGUGUGGCACAAAACCACGUCGUACCAUCUAACCUCGAGAUAAACAAAGAGAAAUGUGAAGAGUACGAAUUUAUUUGGGACACUCCAGAAAAAUACGACCAGGAAGAUAAAGAGAAUAAGGAUUGCCAAGCCACAACGGCCCUUGAAGACAGCCCUCCAACAAUUCACAAAAGAAAGAGAAAUGCACCAUGUUUUAAAGCCAAGAGGCGGUUUAAAUGGCGACCAGAACACAGGGAACAUAUUUACGAAAACACAUUCGUAAAUUACCCGCUUAGAACAAGAAUAAUAAAUUUUCAAGACUCAUUUUGA
Molecule: messenger RNA, 12078 nt
Organism: Porites evermanni
Lineage: Eukaryota; Metazoa; Cnidaria; Anthozoa; Scleractinia; Poritidae
Source: the annotation of a GenBank genome assembly